This is a messenger RNA of Closterium sp. NIES-65, 849 nucleotides long. Lineage: Eukaryota; Viridiplantae; Streptophyta; Zygnematophyceae; Desmidiales; Closteriaceae. The record is from the annotation of a GenBank genome assembly.
AUGGGGGUGUGUCAAACACUGUGCGCCCUCGUCUCUGCACCUUCAUCCCAGGUGCGCCCUCGUCUCUGCGCCUUCAUCCCAGGUGCGCCCUCGUCUCUGCGCCUUCAUCCCAGGUGCACCCUCGUCUCUGCGCCUUCAUCCCAGGUGCGCCCUCGUCUCUGCGCCUUCAUCCCAGGUGCGCCCUCGUCUCUGCGCCUUCAUCCCAAGUGCGCCCUCGUCUCUGCGCCUUCAUCCCAGGUGCGCCCUCGUCUCUGCGCCUUCAUCCCAGCUGCGCCCUCGUCUCUGCGCCUUCAUCCCAGCUGCGCCCUCGUCUCUGCGACUUCAUCCCAGCUGCGCCCUCGUCUCUGCGCCUUCAUCCCAGCUGCGCCCUCGUCUCUGCGCCUUCAUCCCAGCUGCGCCCUCGUCUCUGCGCCUUCAUCCCAGCUGCGCCCUCGUCUCUACGCCUUCAUCCUAGGUGCGCCCUCGUCUCUGCGCCUUCAUCCCAGGUGCGCCCUCGUCGCUGCGCCUUCAUCCCAGGUGCGCCCUCGUCUCUGCGCCUUCAUCCUAGGUGCGCCCACGUCUCUGCGCCUUCAUCUUAGGUACGCCCUCGUCCCUGCGCCUUCAUCCCAGGUGUGCCCACGUCUCUGCGCCUUCAUCUUAGGUGUGCCCUCGUCUCUGCGCCUUCAUCUUAGGUGCGCCCUCGUCUCUGCGCCUUCAUCCCAGGUGCGCCCUCGUCUCUGCGCCUUCAUCCCAGAUGCGCCCUCGUCUCUGCGCCUUCAUCCCAUGGUGCCCGGGACAUGGUCCCGGGUCAUGGUGCCCGGGUCAUGGUGUCCGGGUCAUGGUGCCCGAGUCGUGCUGACCGGCUCAUAG